AAAAGAAAAGAAACUUCCGGCAACACGUCCCCGCUGUUGUUGUUGUGGCUCGGCUGCUCAGCCCGUCAUGGCGUCCGGGCCGUUGGGUCUUCCGUCUUCAGGCUCCGCCAGACGUGUUGGGUUAUGUGGCGAUGCCCAUGCUAAUGUCGGGCCGUCAACUGGCUCGGUGAAGAGGGACUCUGCCUAGCAACGGUAGGUGACUUACGAUGUAAUCGCGGAUCGAUCGCCCGAGAUCUGUCCGCCCGAAGCCGCUUGACGUCAGGCUCGAAGGCGCUCGGACUCCUCAGCAUGAAGAAGAGACGACACACGUGCCUGAUAGCGGCCACCAUGGCCACGAUAUUUUUGCUUCUACUGGUGUUAUACGGCACCAUGGAGAGGCACCCGGAAGGCACCACCUUAAGGCGUGAUUACCAGCUGCUUGGGAGACCUCUCUACAAACUAGACAUAGCCUGGCCCAAAUACCCGGAACUCUUCUCUGGGGUUGUCUUCGGAGUGGCAGUCGAUCAGUAUGCUGGGGUGGUGUAUGUGGCACAGAGGGGGGAAACUGUGCCCAAAGUGCUGGUAUUCUCCUCGGAUGGAGAUUUCCUGAUGGCCUGGAAUACAACCACUUUGGAGAUGCCUCAUGGGAUAUUUGUCGCUAACACUGUCCCAUCCAACCCCACAAUUUGGAUUACAGAUGUGGGGAACGGUCCAUAUGGCCACUGCAUCAAACAGUACUCACCCUCUGGGAAGCUUCUGCAGGUGCUGGGCACACCGGGAAAGGCUGGGUCCGGGUUAAACCCUCCGGAGUUCGACCAGCCGGCUGAAAUAUUUGUCCACGGUUCUGGGGAGAUAUACAUCGUUGAUGGCGACGGGGGAAUGAAUAACCGCCUCAUCAAGCUGUCGGAGAAUCAUGAGGUGCUGUGGGUUCAUGGAGAGAGAGGUGAGGGCCUAGCACAGUUCUACAUCCCCCACAGCGUAACUGUGGAUGGCUACCACAGAGUGUGGGUGGCCGACCGAGGCAACAAAAGAAUCCAGGUGUUUAACUCCAUCACCGGGGACUGGCUGGGCACUUGGGGGAGCUGCUUCACCGAGGACGCGCCCUACUCCGUCCGACUGACAUCGGACAAAAAGUACUUUGUUGUGGUUCAGCUAAACACUAACCAGAUCUCACUGCUGGAUGCACCUCCUGUGGGCGUGAUUGGUCAGUGCCGGUUGGUCAGCGUGAUCCAGUUAGCAGAUGAAGUCAAGCCCCACCUGGUGGACCUAGACCUGAACACGGGUUCUCUGUAUGUAGCAGAGAUUGGAGCCCAGCAAGUGCAGAAGUUUACACCGUUUAAUUUGGCAGGGGGGUUCGUGUAAAGCGGUGGCAGGCAAGCGUGUGCCUUGGAGGGCCAUUUGCCUCCAGGUUUUUACUCCAACCACACCUACCGAAUUUGGUAAUUCGUUAGUUUAACACACGUCCAACCAGAAAGGUGGACUGCAUAUGAAAUCAGCUGGUGUGGUGUCAGGUUAGAAUGAAAACCUGCAGUCACAUGACCCUCGGUGGGAUCCUGGGACUCACUGCUGCUGUGCAACAGGGCCGAUUGAUUGGACGAGAAUGUGAUUAUUGAAAAUGCAACAUUGACUACUACAAUUUCCAAUUAGCAAAUGUUUCUCCCUGGGAAAAGUCUGACAUGGACAGCCUCCUAGACAAGACAUUCUGGCUUCUGCUAUCCGUUCUUUCCCCAAAUUGAGUAAAUCCUAAGCAUAAUCGCUUAUGUCUUGUUUUACCAGUACGCUUUUGAAGAGAACAACUAGAAUAAGAUAAUCUAGGCAUGAUAUGACUCUCCUUGCAAUCACAACAUUCAUAAAAUGAUUUUUUUUGUACACUUGUGCAGCUUUACUGUAGCUAUUGAGGAGAAAAGCAAAAAGUAAGGGGCUUUGCUAUCAUCACAGUGGGUUAGAUCACCAGAUCACUAUGUAUGCUGGCACCCUUCAAAGAUCUGGUCAUAGUUUUAAUUUGAAGAUAAUAAUUAUUUUUUAGUUAUUUACACAUGGUAUAGAAUUUGGUGUUCUGCAUGUUGCAUGUGACAGACCAAAAGAGCGGAAUGGGCUGGUAAAGCACACCGCUGUGCAUAUGCCCUACGCCCCAAAAAGUACCAUCCAUCCAUCCAUCCAUUAUCCAAACCGCUUAUCAGGGUGGCGGGGAUGCUGGAGCCUGUCCCAGCAGUACACUGGGUGGCAGGUGGGGAGACACCCUGGACAGGCCGCCAGGUCAUACCAAUUAAAAUAAUUUAGAUCAUUGUUGGAAUAGCUUGAAAAACACAUCGCAUCUCAUAAAUAAGACAAAAAUGCCAGAGUGGUGACAUUUGUCUUUCAUCAUUUUGUACACACACCUUUGUAUUGGUGUGCUAUUCAGAUUUGGCAUAUUUGCCAAAAAAAAAAAGAAAGAGGACAUCCGGGUAGCGUAGUGGUCUAUUCCAUUGCCUACCAACACGGGGAUCGUUGGUUCGAAUCCCCGUGUUACCUCCAGCUUGGUCGGGCGUCCCUACAGACACAAAUGGCCGUGUCUAUGGUUGGGAAGCUGGAUGUGGGUGUGUGUCCUGGUCGCUACACUAGCACCUCCUCUGGUCGGUUGGGGCACCUGUUUGGGGGGGGGGGACUGGAGGGAAUAGCGUGAUCCUCCCACGUGCUACGUCCCCCUGGAGAAACUCCUCACUGUCAGGCGAAAAGAGGCGGCCGGUGACUCCACAUGUAUCAGAGGAAACAUGUAGUAGUCUGGAGCCCUCCCCGGAUCAGCAGAGGGGGCGGAGCAGCAGAGACCGGGACGGCUCGGAAAAUAGGGUAAUUGGCCAAGUACAAUUGGGGAGAAAAAAAAGGGGAGGGUUUAAAAAAAAAAAGAGAAAAAAGGCUCUAAUCUGAUGACCUUGUGGUCAGGGGCCCUUCAGGAUUACACAGCCUCAGGUUGGGGAUCUUAUUCAUAAGCCCUGCCUGUUGUUGCUUCUCACUGCAGCCAGAGGGAAGACACUACCAGCCAUUCAUCGUCUUUCUCUCCCACAGCUAAUGCUGCAAGACAGAGACUUGGAUAUAAUCGUACCAAAAUCAUACCAACAUCAUACCAAAAUCAUACCAACAUCAUACCAAAAUCAUACCAAAACAGCAACCUGUUAACUUGAGCUGAACAUCACAUGCUUGCAUUUCUUGCCAGCGCUCAUCACAUCCGAGAGUGUUCUGAAGCGUCCAUCACCAUCCUGCAUAUGAUGCUUGGUCCUCCCACCAUUUGUGUAUCAAGUCAUUCACUUAAAACCACUUAUAUUAGCUUAUUAAUGUUUUAAACGGAUGUAAAUGAUCUUCCAGCUUCUCUUCUUCGCCCCUGUAACAUGCUGAUCAAGACAACAAACAUCUGGGCACAGUGGUGUCCAGAUGUGGCUUGCCUCUACUCUACUCGUUCACCAUUAGUGCCAUUUUGCUUCUUUUUGUUUCUAAGUUGGAGAAUUAGCAGAUGUUUAGUUUUUAAUCCGUUGCUAUUUUUAUGAAUGUUAAUGUGUAAGUUAUUGAAGUGCCAUGGCCCAGUUCUGUCGGCAGGCUUCCAUCACGGCUUGACCAGACGGCACCAGGCUCGGCACCCUGCGGUGCUGCACAGCUGACUGACGGAUGCCCCUCGUCACGUGACCCGGUGUCUGCGUACAUCACCGUGUCAUCUGCAUAUUGCUUCAACUUCAGCGCUGAGACAGCGAGGAGCGGCGGAGAGCACUGCUCCUCCUCCUCCCUCCUGCACAAGGCUUUUACAUGUAUGUGAAUCCUCAAACACAGCACCGCUCUACUACUGGACCGGCCCUCUCAGCCCCCUCUUCUUCCCCACAGUUGAUCCCUGACUGGAUGUGAGCGCCGAUUCCCUCCAGUGAGUCGGUCAGCUCCAGUGGACAAGUGUUUGUAGGAGUCCUGAGCAGUAGGAGGUCUCAGACUGGAUCCCCGUGUGUCGGAAAUGCUGUCGCUAAUUCCUGUUGCACUACUUUCUUUUUUAAAUCCUUCCAUAAGAAUAAAAUGCCUCUUCUUCA
This is a messenger RNA of Lampris incognitus (smalleye Pacific opah), 4019 nucleotides long. Its product is annotated as NHL repeat-containing protein 3-like. NCBI's taxonomy places the organism in Eukaryota, Metazoa, Chordata, Actinopteri, Lampriformes, Lampridae. The transcript is spliced from 3 exons. Gene Ontology annotation, biological process: proteasome-mediated ubiquitin-dependent protein catabolic process; protein polyubiquitination; negative regulation of translation. Gene Ontology annotation, molecular function: translation repressor activity; ubiquitin protein ligase activity; protein binding. The coding region runs from base 289 to 1341 and encodes 350 amino acids. The record is from RefSeq and is a predicted model, not a curated record.